Molecule: messenger RNA, 5416 nt
Organism: Xenopus tropicalis (tropical clawed frog)
Lineage: Eukaryota; Metazoa; Chordata; Amphibia; Anura; Pipidae
Gene: stxbp5
Product: syntaxin binding protein 5 (tomosyn)
Exons: 28
Coding region: 872-4327 (1151 amino acids)
Cellular component (GO): plasma membrane; cytoplasm
Source: RefSeq, a predicted model, not a curated record
GGGGGAGGGGCUGGAGACAAAUAGUAAGAAGAGACUAGCAGGUGUAUUGGAGCGGGUAGAACCGGAGCAAAUGGAUUUGCACUGCUGCAGUCCUGACAGACGGGGAUUUGCUAAGGCACAGGUGUACUGAUAGGAAGAGCAGACACUGAGAAGUAACGCUAACAUGGAGUCCGCAUCGCUGAAGGGAAACAGGAAAAUGUGACAGUGAGGAGGGAAGGGGAGGGGGAAGGAGAGAGGAAGGAAGGGGAGGGAAGAGGAGCUUGUGGCAGGCUGCUGUCACUUCCAGUGCAGCACAGGCAGGAGACAAGGAUACUCACUCACACAGAGCCAAAGAGCCAGGCUGGAUACAUCUGUACAGACGGCCGGGCAGGGGGGCACUUGUUUGCCCCUCCCCGCUGACAGAAGAAGCGCUGCCGUCGGGCUGACGGACAUUACGAAUUACUGGAUGUGUGAGCCUUAAACAGUAGCACCAGUGGAUUUAUUCUUCCUAACUCUGCCCAGAGUGAAUGCCCAUUCUGUGCCCACACCAUUGCUUUCCUAGCUGGAUGACUGCGAACGCUGUGCUCGACCGGGCACCGAGAUAGAAACCAUCAGCUCCCGAUCCUUGUCACCCUCCUGCCUCUUAUCUGCUCCUCCUUCCCCCAAACUGAUCACCUGCAGCGCCCCCCCCCCUGUCAUAUUCGCACCCUCCCUCUCUCCAGCCUCUGGGGCCAGGACCCUAGCACCGUGUGUGUGUGUGUGGGGUGCCCAUCAGGAAAAGCCAGGAGAGGAGAGGCAAAGGAAAAGUGGGGGGUGAGAGGAGAGAGGGAUCUGGAGGAGGAGGAGGAGGUGGCGGUGGUGGAAGAAGAGGCAGAGAAGGGAAGCGGUGACCAUGAAGAAAUUUAACCCCAUCAGGAAGGUGCUGGACGGCCUGACAGCCGUUUCCUCCUCCUCUUCUUCAUCUUCUUCUUCAUGCCAGCCCGGGAACAAGGAGCUGGAGAUUACAGAGACCCUCCAGUCCGAGCACUUCCAGCUCUGCAAGACAGUCCGCCAUGGAUUCCCUUAUCAGCCCUCAGCCUUGGCAUUUGAUCCAGUGCAGAAGAUUCUUGCAAUUGGGACCCAGACCGGUGCUCUAAGGCUAUUCGGUCGACCAGGAGUUGAAUGCUAUUGUCAGCAUGACAGUGGAGCUGCAGUAAUACAACUUCAGUUCCUGAUUAAUGAGGGAGCUCUAGUGAGUGCCUUGACGGAUGACACUUUACAUUUAUGGAACCUGCGACAGAAGAGACCUGCUGUACUGCAUUCCCUAAAAUUUAGUAGAGAAAGGAUAACAUUUUGCCACCUGCCUUUCCAGAGCAAAUGGCUCUACGUGGGAACAGAAAGAGGCAAUAUUCAUAUUGUCAACGUGGAGUCAUUCACUCUCUCAGGCUACGUCAUCAUGUGGAAUAAAGCCAUUGAACUGUCAUCCAAAUCACACCCAGGACCAGUUGUCCACAUCAGUGAUAAUCCAAUGGAUGAAGGGAAGCUCCUGAUUGGUUUUGAGUCUGGUAUAGUAGUGUUAUGGGACCUCAAGUCAAAGAAAGCAGACUACAGAUACACCUAUGAUGAGGCUAUUCAUUCUGUUGCUUGGCACCAUGAAGGAAAGCAGUUUAUCUGCAGCCAUUCAGAUGGAACUUUAACCAUAUGGAACGUACGCUCUCCUGCCAAGUGCAUACAGACAAUCGUGCCGCAUGGUAAACAGAUUAAAGAUGGAAAAAAGCCAGAACCCUGCAAGCCUAUCCUGAAAGUUGAAUAUAAAACAACACGAUACGGGGAUCCUUUUAUCAUCCUUUCAGGCGGCUUAUCAUACGAUACUGUUGGAAGAAGGCCUUGCUUAACUGUAAUGCAUGGGAAAAGCACUGCAGUCCUGGAAAUGGAUUAUCCUAUUGUGGAUUUCCUAACCCUUUGUGAAACUCCCUAUCCAAAUGAUUUCCAGGAACCAUAUGCUGUUGUUGUACUCCUAGAAAAAGAUUUAGUUGUUAUAGAUCUUGCACAAAAUGGAUAUCCUAUAUUUGAAAACCCUUAUCCUCUCAGUAUACACGAGUCUCCUGUCACAUGCUGCGAGUACUUUGCUGAUUGCCCUGUGGACCUUAUCCCUGCACUUUACUCAGUUGGGGCCAGGCAAAAGCGACAAGGUUACAGUAAAAAGGAAUGGCCCAUCAGUGGUGGUAACUGGGGUGUUGGCACGCAAAGCUAUCCUGAAAUAAUUAUCACUGGCCAUGCAGAUGGUUCAAUCAAAUUUUGGGAUGCUUCAGCAAUAACGCUGCAGGUUUUGUACAAGUUGAAGACAGCGAAGGUUUUUGAGAAGUCUAGAAACAAAGAUGACAAGCCAAGCACAGACAUUGUAGAUGAAGACCCAUAUGCCAUCCAGAUGAUCUCCUGGUGCCCAGAGAGCAGGGUGCUUUGUGUGGCUGGAGUUUCAGCGCAUGUCAUCAUUUACAGAUUCAGCAAACAGGAAGUUACAACAGAGGUUGUCUCGAUGCUGGAAGUCCGGUUACUCUAUGAAAUUAACGAUUUAGAGUCCCCUGAUAUAGAACAAGUGCCAACACCUAGUGGAGGACCCAACUCCCAACCUAUUGUUUUUCAAUCACAUCCAUCCACAAGCAGCAGUUCUUCUGAUGGGAUUCGAGACAAUGUUCCCUGUUUAAGGGUGAAAAGCACCGCUUUAAAGCAAUCUGCUGGUUAUCAAGUAGAAUUAGUCAUACAGCUUGUGUGGGUCAGUGGGGAACCUCCACAGCAAAUAACCAGUCUGGCUGUUAACUCUGCCUAUGGGCUAGUUGUUUUUGGCAACUGCAAUGGUAUUGCUAUUGUUGACUACAUACAGAAGGCUGUUCUCUUGAACCUCAGCACUGUUGAAUUAUAUGGCUCAAAUGAUCCCUAUCAGAGACAGCCACGAUCUCCACGCAAAACACGACAACCCUCAGGAGCGGGCCUUUCUGACAUUAAUGAAAGCACGGUGGCAUCAGAGGAUCGCUGUAAAUCCCCUACUUCAGGUUGCACAUCCAAUUCUUCUGAUGAUGAACAAACAAAGAGUAAAUUUAUAGAAAAGGUGAAAAUCAAAGGCAGAAGGUUUUCCAAAGCGAUAGUCACUGAUCUAGCAAAGAUGUCAAGAAAGCUAAGCCUACCUACAGAAUUAAAGCCUGAAUUAGUGCCGUUUCUAGAUGUUAGAGACAAUUCCUUCAGUCGAUCCAGGAGCUCCAGUGUGACAAGCAUCGACAAGGAAUCGCGGGAAGCAAUAUCAUCUCUGCACUUUUGUGAGACGUUCACCAGAAAACCUGACGUGUCAACAUCCCCAUGUUUAUGGGUUGGAACAACGCUGGGAACUGUGUUAGUCAUUGUACUAAACCUACCACCAGGGGGAGAGCAGAGACUUCUACAGCCAGUAAUUGUAUCUCCAAGCGGGACCAUACUGAGGUUAAAGGGUGCAAUCUUACGAAUGUCAUUUCUUGACACACUUGGAGCUUUAAUUCCACCAGCAUCUGAAUCCUGGAGGGAACCAAACGUCCCCGAAGAUAAGGAUGAUAAGGAUCGAUUGAAAAAACGGAGGCCAGUGUCUGUCUCACCCUCCUCCUCUCAGGAAAUCAGUGAAAACCAAUAUGCAGUGAUAUGUUCUGAAAAGCAAGCAAAGGUGAUCUCUUUGCCCUCCCAGAACUGCAUUUAUAAACUCAACAUAACAGAGACUUCUUUUGUUCUACGAGGAGAUAUAGUGUCAAUGAGUAAUAGCACCUGCCUUGCAUGUUUCUGUGCCAAUGGACAUAUUAUGACUUUUAGUUUGCCAAGUUUAAGGCCGCUGUUGGAUGUAAAUUACUUGCCACUUACCAACAUGCGGAUAGCCCGAACAUUCUGCUUCACAAACAAUGGACAGGCAUUGUAUCUCGUCUCACCCACAGAAAUACAGAGAAUUACCUAUAGUCAAGAAACCUGCGAGAACUUACAGGAAAUGUUAGGAGAGCUCUUCACACCAGUGGAAACACCAGAAGCUCCUAACAGAGGGUUCUUCAAAGGCUUAUUUGGUGGAGGGGCACAGUCACUUGACCGCGAGGAUCUUUUUGGAGAGACUGCAUCUGGGAAACCCUCAAGAAGCCUUGCCCAGCACAUCCCUGGGCCUGGGGGAAUUGAGGGAGUUAAGGGAGCUGCAUCAGGAGUUGUUGGAGAACUAGCUCGUGCCCGAUGGGCCUUGGAUGAAAGAGGGCAGAAAAUAGGGGAGCUGGAGGAAAAAACAACUGCUAUGCUUGCCAGUGCAGACUCCUUCUCAAAACAUGCUCAUGAGAUGAUGUUAAAGUAUAAAGAUAAGAAGUGGUAUCAGUUCUGAUGACAAAGAUCCCAAACACAUUGUUUUAUGUACAUCCAGAAGGAGAAUUUAAACCAAGAGUGCAUCAAUUUUCUCUUCAUUUCUUUCUGCAGGACAGUUGGGAACAGGGGUGAACGUUCAUAUUUGGUUACAAUUUCCUAGCACAAAUCGUAUACUGUCUUACCUCAGUUUGUGGCUUUAACUGAGGAGCAUUGCAUUACAACACAAAAACUCGGCACUGAGUUAUGAUUUGCUGUGGCAGUGAGUAGAGAGCAGGCAACAUAUAAGAAAGUUGAAGGAAAACAUUUAGAGGAAGAAAAAGGAAAAAAACCUUGCAUUCCCUGGUUCAAUGUUCAACAUUCUUGAGGAUUUUUUUUUUAACGGCUUUUGUUUUUCUGGAUACUUGGAUCUGAACAUUGUGAUUGGACCUCUAGUAUUUCACCUCUGUUAUUUCUGCUAGGAAAACUGCAAUCAUUUUCAGUUCUCAAACUUAGAAGCAAGACAGAAACCACACCGACGGCAAAAAUACCAGAACAGUGAUCUGCAAAGGGUAUCCCAUCAUCACUUGCAUAAGUGAAGAAUUUCCCUUGAGAUUUCAUGUACGCUUUCCUAUUGCUUUGUUCAGUUCAACACUUCAUUGUGAAAGCCUCCAGCUAGUAUUUGUGAACCUUAUGCACUGACCCACACAAGUGCUCGUGGGGUUUACUGCAUUUCUUUUGCAGCUAUGGCUUUGGAAAUACUGGCCAUUGCAUCUAAAAACAUAUACUUCCUAGAAAUUCUCUCACCACCUUCAUGAUUUUCUUCAGCAAAUGGGUUUAUCAAUAAAUACUGUAGCUGCAGCAUAGUGCAAAUAAGCGAAGGUAUAGGGUUAAGUGUCACAAGGGUACUGUAACUGUCGCAAGCAAUCUGGCGAAUAACAAAUCAUAUUUUUCUGUAUGAGAUUUGUAACUGGCUGACCUUAUUUUUGUCAUGCAUAAAAAUAAUUUAUAUUUUACUUUUAAAGUCAUAUGGCUCUGUAUCAAUUUACCAGGCUGCAUAUACUGAAUGAGAAGAGAUUACGAUUCAUGUCAUUCCAUGAAGACAAACUAUUAAAGGGCAAAAUAACCCUUU